Nerophis lumbriciformis (worm pipefish) is the source of this 1044-nucleotide messenger RNA. Its product is annotated as galactose-specific lectin nattectin-like. The record is from RefSeq and is a predicted model, not a curated record. Lineage: Eukaryota; Metazoa; Chordata; Actinopteri; Syngnathiformes; Syngnathidae.
AUGCUAAAGAGCUCUCCAACUACGCCAGCUCUCACUUGUUCAUCACCACCCGAGCUCACCUGCGUUCCAGCGGUCGGUGGCACGACGGACGACUUCACCCCAAUAAUCGGUGCGGUCGGCAGCUCGGAGACGGAGAAAGACAGCUCAGACACCUCCAGGAUGCUCUCUGCCUCUUUGCUGCAUCGUCUCAUCCUCAGACAUCAAUCAGCGAAGUGGUCUUCUGCCAUCAAGAAAGCAGAUGAUUGCUGCCCUAAGGACUGGACUCAGUUGGACAAGCGUUGUUUCAUCUUCCAAAACUAUGAGGUUGACUUUAAUCAAGCAGAGAUCGUCUGCAAAAUUAUCGGCGGGAACCUGGUGUCCAUUCACAGCAAUCUGGAGAACGAAGUUGUUCGACAAUUGAUUUUUGAAGCGACUGGCGAAAACAGUCUCACCUGGAUCGGAUUCACUGACGCAGUAGAGGAGGAUUCCUUUCUUUGGACCGAUGGCUCAGAUGUGGAUUUUACCGACUGGGCAAAUGGUCGCCCUAACAACAAUGGAGAACAGGACUGUGCAAUAAUCAACUUCAGAAGAGAUGAUGAGUGGAACGAUAUCGAUUGCACGCUGUUAAGACCUUUUUUCUGUGCCAUGGAUCUGAAACUUCACCGUUAAGAUCCCCCAUGAUAUCUUCUAGUGUUUUCCACUGUCUGGGUUAGACCGCUAAAACAACUUCUUUACGCUAAUUUCUCUUUGCUUACAUUAUUUCAAGAACGUCUCAUUUAUAAGUUUACAAAGAUUGGUCUAAGAUCCCCUUUAGCUGACCACAUAGAUUCUACUUAUUUACUAGACAUAUCAAUGUUAGUGGUGAGUUGGAUAGUUUUAGGUAAUUAGUUCCAUUCUUUCAUGCAUUCUUUCCUUCUAUUCACUUCUGCACAAGCUCUAUUCCCUAUGGAUUCAAGAUGAAGAAGAAAAAAAACAUCCACCUGGACUUUGGCUGGAAACGACAUACUGUACCAUCUUAGAAUGUGAACAUAGCGUUUUGAUAAGGUGACAAACAAUAAAGGCAUA